AUGAAAGUGGUGUGUCUGCCCUCAGGCAACACCAAGGAACUUAGAUCACUGUUUGAUUCUGGGGCGCAACACACCUUCAUCACACAAGAGGUAGUGGAAGAGUGUAAACUUGAACGAGACAAACCCGUCCAACUGAGCAUCAGUGGGUUCUGGGAUACCAAAGAACCUAGACAAUAUGGUACGGUCACUGUACCCGUCAGGGUAAACGAUGACAGCCUCGUAAUUUUAAAGACUAUUGUUGAACCUAAAAUACCUCAGAGUGCUAGGCCUCGUAGACUCUGUAAGCUAGUCUCUGAACUGAAGAGCAGGAAUGUCAACCUAGCUGACCCUAACUUGUCAAGUAGUCAGAUUGACCAGGUGAAACUGCUUGUUGGCAUAGACCACUACUUUGACUUCAUCCAUUCUCCACAAGCAAAUGGAGUGAACCUGAUUGAGUCCUCCUUAGGAUAUCUGGUCGCUGGUAAACUACCUAGUAAUGACACCCCUAUCAGUGCUCAUUUUGUAACUGUAAUGAGACUUGCAGUUGAUAAACCUUCCAAAGCUGCUCUAGAGAUACCACUUGAGAUGUCUGAUAGCCAAUUUGCUGAAGACCCCAUCCAACAGCUUUGGACCCUAGAAUCAGUCGGAAUUGUUGAUCAAGAUAUGUCACCCGAGGAUAAAUUUGUACUGGAAGAAUUCAAGAAUUACAUCAAUAUGGUUGAAGGACGAUAUGAGGUAUCUCUCCCCUGGAAAGUAUAUAAGAAACAACUCCCUACCAACUUAGCACUCUCGAGGAAAAGACUGAACAGUACUGUUCACAAGCUGAAACAAACUAACAACUAUCUGGAAGUUUAUGACCAGAUCAUCAAAGAACAACUAUCUCUUGGCUUCAUUGAAACAGUACCAGAAGAAGACCUCAAGUUGACCAACGUACAUUAUUUACCCCAUUUACCUGUGAUUAAGGAUUGA
Molecule: messenger RNA, 948 nt
Organism: Macrobrachium nipponense
Lineage: Eukaryota; Metazoa; Arthropoda; Malacostraca; Decapoda; Palaemonidae
Exons: 1
Coding region: 1-948 (315 amino acids)
Biological process (GO): proteolysis
Molecular function (GO): aspartic-type endopeptidase activity
Source: RefSeq, a predicted model, not a curated record